This is a messenger RNA of Haliotis rufescens (red abalone), 1468 nucleotides long. Its product is annotated as beta-1,3-galactosyltransferase 5-like. Gene Ontology annotation, molecular function: hexosyltransferase activity. The transcript is spliced from 2 exons. The record is from RefSeq and is a predicted model, not a curated record. The coding region runs from base 99 to 1283 and encodes 394 amino acids. Gene Ontology annotation, cellular component: membrane. Lineage: Eukaryota; Metazoa; Mollusca; Gastropoda; Lepetellida; Haliotidae.
AUAAAGAGAGGUUCGCAGCAGGCGCAGGUAGAGUGUUAAGCAGCACUGUGCGGACAUAUGUAGAUACGUUUCAAACAUACAUCACUGGGCUGUCCUGAAUGCGGCGGUCAAAACAUAUCAAGUACACCAGGUGGAUAAAAAAGGAGAUAAUAACGAUGAGGCUGAAAAACAUGCAGUACUUGAUAUGUCCGAUGAUAAUUCUUAUCUCUUUAAACAUAUGUUAUGUAUUUGUGAAAACGAAAAGUGAUACCACCAGGACAUAUUCGCCACAUAUACGCCUUGUGAGCAGCAAGCACAAGCGUUUUCAAAAUACCUUCAGCACCUUCAGCACCGAUCAUGCCUUAUCUGAAGCAGACACUGAAAGCCAACCUGAUGCAGCUGCUGGCAUUUCAUACCCUGUGAUCAUCACGGAGGAGUCAAACAAAGAACCUACGUCUGCAUCUGGAUCUCAAGUUCGGCCGUUUAGGUGUAACAGCUGUUUCAGACACGACUUCAUGUAUCUCAUACAAAAUAAAGACAUCUGCAGCGAGACGAAUAAUGACUCAGUUGACCUUCUAAUACUCAUUCUGACAAGCCACAACAAUGUGUACAGAAGGAAUGGCAUACGCGCAACAUGGGCUUCAAUCUCCAGGAACAAUACUGGACAUGUGCGCUAUGUCUUCCUACUGGGUGAAGUUCUUCGUGAUCAGUUAAUGGAAAACGUAAAGCUUGAGGCAAUGCGCCAUAAAGACAUGUUGAUGGAGGACUUCAGAGACUCGUACACCAAUCUGACAUACAAAACCAUCAUGGGUUUAAAAUGGGCCUCCUUAUUUUGUGACAAUGCCAAAUUUGUCCUAAAAACAGAUGACGACAUGUGGAUAAAUGUGCCUGAAAUGAUACGACUAGUCAAGCGCAAUCAUUUAUUUUUGCAAUCAGGUGCAUUAGGAGCAUGUGGACGUUUUGAUGUGAUAAGGGACAAGAGGUCCAGGGGUUACAUUUCAUUCAACGACUUUCCUGAGCCAUACUACCCUGAUUAUUGUUCAGGUAGUGGCUAUGUCACUAGUAUGGCCGUUGCAAAACAGGUAUAUGACAUAUCGCGUCAUGUACCGUUCUUGAAGUUUGAAGACGCAUAUUUUGGUUUAUGUAUUGACGCCCUUGGAACGGUGAACCUCAGAUACCAAAGAGGAUGUUUUUACACAGGUGACUAUAGGAAAAACCUGUGUAUUUUGAAAUCAAAAUAUGUUUUAACAUGUCAUGGUGUGCCUUUACCAUUAAUCAAAAAGAUAAUGCAAGCUGAAUGUUGACGUUGAUGUUGCUACAAUUGUAUCAGGCCUACAACUUACAUUAAACAUCGAACUGGAACGAUCACCACUGACUGUAUUAUAAUUAUGUCACUGUCUGCACCGAUGAUAGUGCACAAUCUUUGCAUAAGUUGUUAUAAAACUUAUAUAACUUUAGAGGCUGCCGUUUUCUGUACGUACACAUAUCA